AUGAAAGUACAUAAGAGAAUGGGCAUGGGAAAUCACUCCAUAGUGUCUGAAUUUAUUCUUGUGGGGUUAACAGAUCAACCAGAACUGCAGCUCCCCCUUUUCUUCCUGUUUUUAGGAAUGUAUUUUCUUACUGUUAUGGGAAACUUGGGCUUGAUCAUUUUGAUUGGACUGAAUUCUCACCUUCACACUCCCAUGUACUUUUUUCUCUUUAAUUUGUCUCUCAUAGAUCUUUGCUACUCUACUGUUAUUACUCCCAAAAUGCUGGUGAGCUUUGUUUCAGAGAAAAACAUUAUCUACUACUCUGGGUGCAUGACUCAGCUCUAUUUCUUUCUUUUUUUGGUUGUGUCUGAGUCCUUUAUUCUUUCAGCUAUGGCUUAUGAUCGUUACGUUGCUAUUUGUAACCCCCUGCUUUAUAAUGUGACCAUGUCUUACCAAGUCUGUUCUCUGCUAUUGUUAGGGGUGUAUGUGAUGGGGUUUUCUGGAGCUAUGGCUCAUACAGGUUUCAUGAUGAGAUUGGUCUUCUGUGAUGUCAACACUGUCAAUCACUAUAUGUGUGAUAUACUUCCCCUCCUAGAGCUCUCAUGUUCUAGCACCCAUGUUAAUGAGUUAGUGGUUUUCAUUGUUGUGGGCAUUGACAUUGGAGUCCCCACUAUCACCAUCUUUAUCUCUUACGCUUUAAUCCUCUCCAGUAUCCUCCGCAUUAACUCCACUGAGGGUAGGUCCAAAGCCUUCAGCACCUGCAGCUCCCACAUAAUUGCUGUUUCCCUUUUCUUUGGGUCAGGGGCAUUUAUGUAUCUCAAACCUUCCUCCCUUCUAUCCAUGAGCCAAGGGAAAGUGUCUUCUUUAUUCUACACCAUUGUGGUGCCUAUGCUAAACCCUAUGAUCUAUAGCCUAAGGAAUAAGGACGUCAAAUUGGCUCUGAGGAAAACUCUGAAUAGAGUGUUCUGA
Molecule: messenger RNA, 948 nt
Organism: Gracilinanus agilis (Agile Gracile Mouse Opossum)
Lineage: Eukaryota; Metazoa; Chordata; Mammalia; Didelphimorphia; Didelphidae
Product: olfactory receptor 145-like
Exons: 2
Coding region: 1-948 (315 amino acids)
Biological process (GO): G protein-coupled receptor signaling pathway; sensory perception of smell
Cellular component (GO): membrane
Molecular function (GO): G protein-coupled receptor activity; odorant binding; olfactory receptor activity
Source: RefSeq, a predicted model, not a curated record